CAGCGGCGUGGGGGCGCGAAGAGAUGACGUCAAACCGCUAAACAGAGUCGUGUUGUCAGCUGCUGAGGAACGACGACAGAAAAAAAGCGGUCGUGUGUGCGCAGCUUGUCGGUGAUUAACUUUACGAUUUUUAAGGUCUUCGCCGUGAAGCUGCGAAGAUGCUAGCCGUCGUUCCGUAAGCGAGAGCCACGCCGAAACGGACACCGGGAUAACGGACUGUUCGAACCUAUUCAGGUGGUAGCUGGUGUCUCCGCCAUGAACGUGGGUACGGCACACAGCGAGGUGAACCCCAACACGCGUGUGAUGAACAGCCGGGGUAUGUGGCUGUCGUACAUUCUUGGCAUCGGCCUGCUGCACGUCAUCUUGCUCAGCAUCCCAUUCGCCAGCGUGCCCGUCGUGUGGACCCUCACAAACCUCAUCCACAACCUGUGUAUGUACCUCCUCCUGCACACUGUCAAAGGGACGCCUUUUGAGACCCCCGACCAAGGCAAGGCUCGCCUCCUCACGCACUGGGAGCAAAUGGACUAUGGCGUGCAGUUCACCGCCUCACGCAAGUUCCUCACCAUCACGCCCAUCGUCCUGUAUAUCCUCACCAGCUUUUACACAAAAUACGACCGGGUGCACUUCGUUGUCAACACGGUGUCGCUGCUCACCGUGCUUAUUCCCAAGCUGCCGCAGCUGCACGGCGUCCGUUUGUUCGGGAUCAAUAAGUACUAAUUGGCAUGGUUGUGAUGCCAUUUCUCAACCACAAGGGGGUUUACGGGACACCCCCAGACAAAGAGACAAUGUUUGUGAAUUUCCGACUGGAAGCGGAUUAGACGGUAGUUAGUAGAGGAGCUUCCCUGCAUGCAUCAGUGCCGCUUUUGUAGCAUUUCAUGUCCAGAUUUCAUAUUUAUUAUUAUUGUUAAUGUUGUUUUUUCGGCGUACCUGCUGUCGCCAUUAAAAGGGCUGAAAUGGAAAAUUUGUUUUCACUCAUUUGCUAGCUUUGACGGCGAUAGACGUCCAAUCCGUGAAGCAUGAGCAUUGACAAAUGGAUUGGACGUCUAGUGCCGUCAAUGCAAGCCAAUGAGGUUGUUAGCAAGUGGUUAUGUAUUAUUAUUUUUUUUUUUUUAUAGGAUGUGUAUAUAUACAGUAUUUUUCAAAUUCACUGUUGUCAAGUGUCAUAUUUGUCCUCUUUUAGUUAUUGUAUCAGGGAAAGGUGGAGUACCAUGACUGGUCGUGAGUCGCAGGUAAGACUUGUUCAUUUGUUUGUAUAAUCAUCUUACCAUGCGCAUCUUGCUUUCGAAGCCACAUUUUAGAGGACUAGAACGAUUGGUCGCCAUUCAGAUUUGGUUUGUUGUUCUGUAUUUAGAUACUUAUGAUUGUUGAUAUGACAAAAUUGCGAAAUAUUAAGUCGGGAUUACCAUUCAAAGGUAGUUUUUGUUAUAUGAAUAAAUGGAGAAGAGAUUUGUUUA
Molecule: messenger RNA, 1454 nt
Organism: Corythoichthys intestinalis (scribbled pipefish)
Lineage: Eukaryota; Metazoa; Chordata; Actinopteri; Syngnathiformes; Syngnathidae
Gene: ormdl3
Product: ORMDL sphingolipid biosynthesis regulator 3
Exons: 4
Coding region: 256-717 (153 amino acids)
Biological process (GO): ceramide metabolic process; intracellular sphingolipid homeostasis; sphingolipid biosynthetic process
Cellular component (GO): endoplasmic reticulum membrane
Source: RefSeq, a predicted model, not a curated record